This is a messenger RNA of Astrephomene gubernaculifera, 3411 nucleotides long. Lineage: Eukaryota; Viridiplantae; Chlorophyta; Chlorophyceae; Chlamydomonadales; Astrephomenaceae. The record is from the annotation of a GenBank genome assembly.
GUUAGAUUGUACUACGUAUUGGAGCUUUUACGUCCCUUCCCACAGCUGCAACGCCGCUGCCUGUAAGACUUACAACGCGCAUUGUACUUUUUGUAGUUAUGAAGGCGCACUGUACUAUUUAUGAUUAUGAGUUGCUGCUUGCAGCUUACAGGCAGUUGCUGGAGCGCUAGGUCUGGGUUAUCGGGCUUAUCGGGAGAUGGACAAAGACUCGGCAAUUGACGCCACUAACUGAGAAAGCUAUUCAUCAAGAUGACUUUUAUUGAAAGCUUUAUGACAUGCUGCUUCAAAGCUAACGUUAAAGCACCUGGCGGUGUGCCUUAUGGGCCGAACUCCUUUGCCGGGGGUGUUGACGUGGAGUUAAGCAAGCAAUUAUGCAAGGAGAGCUAUCAAAAGGAGCAUGAGGGCUCACUUGAAGAUGUGCAGCGGUUGGUUUCAGCAAUAGCGAGCGGCAGCGAGGAGGGUUGGUUGCAACGAAUUGACAUGGCUGUCCGCCUGCUGCAAGAAGAGUUCGAGGCAGAAAGUGCCAGCCUUCAUGCCGUUUAUGAAGGCGGCUUUGCAUUUGCAAUAUUGGCAUCUACCGGUGUUGGCGCUGAGGAACAACUGCGUGGCGUGCCGCAAAGCAUUACACACGACCUAUCGAGCAGCAUCGCGGUACUGCUCUCGGCCCAGAUGCGAAGUAGCAGCAUCGCAGGCGCGUCAUGCAUCCGCGCCUCGGCCUUCGGGGGCUCUGUAAGCGCUCAUGCACAUCCGCAUGCCGCGGCAGCAGCUAGCACCACUACCGGCAGCGGCCCCUUCGCGCCACCCUCCACCAUACGUUCCUCCUUUCCAGGCUUCCUGGAUACCUUGCCGCCCGAUUGGCAGCAGUUGUACGGCAGACACGGGUUACGGCAUUUCAUUGCCGUACCACUGAGCAGCGGCGACAUCGUGGCGGGAGUGCUGACGCUGGCGUCCCGCUCAGGCGAUCUCCCUCCCCCUCGCUGGCGCCCAGGUGUGCUUGCUGCGGUGGGUUCUGGCCUUGCGCUGCUGCUGCAGGCGCGGCAAGUGGCCAUCGCCACAAGCACACUCACUGACGUACAUGUGGCCAGAAAUGUGGACGAGCUCGUACGGGCUGUACGGCGAGGCGUGUACGACAUUGUAUGUGCUACAACCUACCUGCCGCCCGCCAUACGUGUGGCGCUGAUUCGAGCGGACGGCUCUACGGCGGCUGUGUUUGAGGAAUCGGGCAGCAACCAUAAAGACGGUUUCGCUCGGUUCGGCUCUGAAACCUCUGGCCCCACGGGCGUUCCGGAGAUGCUGCAACCGACGCCUUCUCGGAAGUCGUUAGAUGUCAACGGUCGAGGCAGUUGGCACCAAGUGCCACAGGCCUCUUGCCUGCGUGACCGCACCAUGACAAACAACAACACGCUUUUUGGCCCCCUUAACCCCGAACAGCACCUGGCCAUGGGCGGGGCGGCAGCAGCAGCAGCUGCUGCCGUCCCCGCCUCCUCUUUCCUUCGCGAGCGGAGCUCCCUCCCAAACGUGCAUGCGCUCAGUACGCUUUCCAGUAACCCCAGCAACGUUCACAUGUCAGGGCUUCUCGGAGGUGGCGGCGCAAGAGGAGGCACGGGCGAGCAGUCCCCAGCGGCCAGGACUCCCGCGGCGUCAGGUGGUGGGGCGACGGCAGCAGCGGCGGCGGUGAGGGCGGUGGGGAUUGCUUCGCUGGCGCAAUCACAAUCACAGGCUGCGUUUGGAGCUCCAGUCGCCAGCACCGUCACCUCACCAUUCAGUACGGCGGAGGUAGCCCUCCCCGUCCGUGCCUCAGCCAUCUCCACCGCACCGCACGGCGUCGCUGCCAUGCCUGGCGGCGGCGGCGGAGGACUCAUGGGUGGUGGCGGCGUCCAUGGCGGUGGCGGUACGACAGUAGAGAUCCGGCCAACCGUGAUGCUGACGGCGCCGCAGACCAGCCUUGGCGGCGGCGGCGGUACGGCAGAGGUGGGGACGGUGGGGACCUUCGCUCGUCAUGGGAGCGCCGCCGCUGGCGGCGGCGCCUCAGACUCAGCGCUGGCGAUGAUUGGAUGCAACCCUGGCGGCGGCGCCGCCGCCGCGGGCGUUGCAGUUCCAGCCAGCCCCCGCUGCCUUGGAGUCGCUGGCGGCGGCGGUGGUGGCGGCAUGGCAACACAGUCUAUGCUUCAGGAACGGCUGCUCUCAGCAGGGGGGCUGACGUUUGGGAUGUCGUUUUGCUCUCAGCCGCCACGGACAGCGAGCAAUGGCACCGUGGGGGGAACCGGCUCAGGGCCCAAGCAGCCGGGCGCCCGUGGUCACAGCUUAUCACUUGUGAGCACGCUUCUUGGGGAGGUGCUGCAGAAGGAGUGUGGCCUGUGGAUCUCUGACUGCACCCUCUACCUGCAGGAAGCCAAGUCAUUCCCGCGUGACAUAGUGGUGUCACGUGAAAGCAGAUCCGUACACUCUAUCGCGGUUUGUGCGGGCCGGCACGGUGCCGUACCGCUGCUGGGGGUGUACUGCGUGUACGGCGCCGUACUGCCACGUCAGCUACUGCGUGCCGUAACCUUGGAGUUGGAGCAACUGAUGAAGCUGCUGGCCCCCUGCGUCUCCCACCGCCUGUGCUCCGCAGCCCUGGUGGACGAGUGGCUCUAUUUACACGAGGAAGUACUCGAUCCUGCCAAGUUCGAUCACCGACUCAACAAGCGGGGCCCCAGGCAACGGCGCUCCUCCCUCUCCAUCCCAAACAUCGACGUCACCGUCGGCGCAGCCGGCGGCGGCGGCGGAGCUGGCGGCCUGCCGUCGCCGGGCAUAGCCUGCGAAGCCUCCUCGCCUCCGCUGCCGCUGACAACAAGUCGUCGUACAAGCACACUGGCGUCGCCAACGCCCGCUGUCGGCGGCGCUGGCGGCGUCGGUGUGGGGUUGCUGGAAAGCGCGCCGCAAGGCGUCGUUGCACGCGUCGGCGGUGUCGGCGGCGACGGCAGCAGCGUCGUUGUGGCCAGUGUGGGCAUGGGCGUGGCUGCCAGUGUCGGCGGCACCGGUGAGGGGUCCUUCGUGCCCACCGGGCGAAUAAGUCCAUCGGGACGUCCAGCCAGCGACACGGGCGGCGUGUACGGAGGCGACGGAGGCGAGACGCUGCCUGUGGCGCCCCGGACGUCGGCGUCAGUGACGGGAACACCGAUAGCGGCGGCGGCGGCAGCAGCGGCGGCUGGCGGCGGCGGCGGCGGGGGCUCCCCCGCCGCCGGUGGCGCGUCAACGGCAAUUAUGAACGCAUGGCGGGCGUUGUCAAGACGCAUGUCCCGCAACACGCGCAUGCCCCCACCGGAUAACGUCAUGCCCAGCAUGAUCGACGCCUUUCUCGUGAAAGAGGAACCCGGGACGGAGCGCACCAGCGGCGGCAGCAGGAGCAGCACCAUCAGCGUAAUGACCCGG